GACGGCGCAUUCUCUUGUCGUUUAGCCUAGACAGUGAUACCAAGAGAAGUUUACUAAGGCUGGAAAUACCUAUUUGUUUAGUUAAUUUUACUCUACAAAUGAGAGUGCCAGAGAAUGUUUGGUUGUUCUUUCAUAUCCCCAUAGCAGUAACCGCGAGGACCAAUGGGGAUUGCUGUACUUCUGCUCCUGAUUCUUCGGCAUUGGAUCAACAACGUGGAGGGAACAUGUUCGGUUGGCAGCGCAGUGACUUGUGACGAGUGUCUCCAGCUGGGUCCCCACUGUGCAUGGUGCACACAAGCGAAUUUCACAGACUCGUUUUUAAUUAGUGAGCGAUGUGACACGCCGUACGUCCUCCUAGGGAGAGGCUGUCCCCAGGACCAGGUAGAAUUUCCUGUGACCAACUCCGAGGUCCUCCGGGACCAGCCUCUAGGGAAGAAGACGGGGAAUACCAACAGCACCCAGAUUUCACCACAGAAGAUGGCCCUCAAACUCAGAACUGGCAGUGAGGUGACCUUCCAGAUCAGUGUGCAGCAGACAGAGGACUACCCUGUAGACAUCUACUACCUGAUGGACCUCUCAGCCUCCAUGAUUGACGACCUGGAGAUGAUUAAAGACUUGGGCUCCACCCUGUCCAAAGAGAUGGCAAAGCUCACCAGUAAAUUCAGACUUGGAUUCGGGUCCUUCGUUGAGAAACCAGUCCUCCCGUUCAUUAAGAUCACUCCUGGAGAGCUGGAGAACCCUUGUAGGAGUGUGGAUGAGAGCUGUCUGCCAACGUUUGGAUACAAACACAUCCUACCUCUCACCAGCAGCACAGAGAAGUUCAACAAUAUCAUCACCAACCAGCGUGUGUCUGCCAACAUCGACUUGCCGGAGUGUGGCUUCGAUGCCAUUAUGCAGGCUGCUGUCUGUGGGGACAAGAUAGGCUGGAGGAACGACUCCAUGCGUCUGCUGGUGUUUGUGAGCGACGCCGACUCUCACUUUGGGAUGGACAGCAAGAUGUCAGGCAUCGUCGUCCCUAACGACGGGGAGUGCCAUCUGGACAGCAACAAUGAAUACUCUAUGGCUGCCCAUCUGGAAUACCCAACUCUGGGACAGCUGAUGGAUAAACUGGUGGACAAUAAUAUCCUGCUUAUAUUCGCUGUGACGGAAAAUCAGAAACACAACUAUGAGAACUAUGCAAGUUUCAUACCUGGUGCCACGGUGGGGGUUCUGGAAUCAGAUUCAAGGAACAUCCUGGAACUGAUUGUGACGGCGUAUAAAGAGCUGCGGUCUGAGAUAGAGCUGGAGGUACUAGGAGACACGGAGGAUCUACAGAUCUCCUUCACAGCGAUCUGUCAGGAUGGGACGGUACUACCUGGACAGAACCAAUGCUCCAACGUCAAAGCUGGAGACACGGUCUUCUUCAACGUGACUGUAGAACUCUCUGAGUGUCUCGACGGUCCCCAGCGUUUCCUCAUGAAACCGGUGGGCUUUCAGGACCCCCUGGAGGUAGACCUGGAGUCCCUGUGCUCCUGUGCCUGUCAGCAGACCCCCGAGCCCAACAGCAGCCACUGCAGCCUGGGCCGGGGAUCUCUGGAGUGUGGCUCCUGUCUGUGUGAUCCCGGGUACAUGGGUUCCAAGUGUGAGUGUACGGAGGAGAGCGUCCAGAGCAGUAACUGCAAGGAAAGUGGCGCUCCGGAGUCCUGUAGCGGGCAAGGGGAGUGUUACUGCGGCCAGUGUGUGUGUCACCCAUCUAGUUUCGGACGUGUCUACGGGGCCUACUGCGAGUGUGACGACUUCUCGUGUGUGAGGUUCCGAGGGGUCCUCUGUGGAGGUCACGGGGACUGUGACUGCGGCGAGUGUGUGUGUCAGAGCGGCUGGAUGGGGGAGUACUGUAACUGCAGCAGCAGCAGGGACACGUGUGUGUCGGAGGACGGAGCGCUGUGCAGCGGACGGGGGAAGUGUGUGUGCGGGAAGUGUGUGUGUUCCAUGCCUGGAGCCUCUGGAGACACCUGUGAAAAGUGCCCUACCUGUGGAGACUCCUGUAGCUCUGCUAGGACCUGUGUGGAGUGUCAUCUACAAGCAGAAGACGAGGCCACAGAGGAGUGUGUCCAAAGGUGCAGCGUCCCUCACAUCUUCGUCAACAAUUCCACAGAAUACGAUGAGAGCCGGUCCACGCUGUGUACCCUAAAGAGUGAGAACAACUGCUUCAUCUCUUUCAGUGUGGUGGCUGGAGGCGCAGGGAGCACUGUCUAUAAUCUAAAGAUGUACGACUGUCCUGAGCCCCCCAACAUAGCUAUGAUAGUACUGGGGGUCUCUCUGUCCAUCCUCACCAUCGGCCUCAUCCUGCUGGGGGUGUGGAAGCUGUUGAUCUCAGUCCACGACCGCAAUGAGGUCGCCAAGUUUGAGGCCGAGAGGGCAAAGGCUAAAUGGCAGUCGGGUACAAACCCUCUGUUUAGAAGCUCCACAUCAACAUUUAAAAAUGUAACUUAUAAAAGUGCAGGAGGACCGAAAGUUGAUAUUCAUUCAAUGGAUGGCUGCUGAUGGUGACAUCAGUGUGUGUGUGUGUGCGUGUGUAUGUGUGUGUGUGGUGUAAGGACAAAUUGUAAACACCACAAUGUACAACAUUGUAUCACUCCAAAAGGUCUGGAUCUUCUUCAGGGAUGCUAUCUCAUAUCAGCAGACAGAAAAUGGAAUGUCUAGCUAUGAAUUAUCUCUAAAUGAAAUUACUUUGAUUUUGCUGCUCUCUGGUACAAACACUCUGCUGAACUGAACACUGGAUUUUCCCAUUUAGAUUGUUACAGAUUUAGGAUCUUAAUUUGAUCACUCCGUUGCAGGAGAACUUUCCUGCAGUGCAGGAAAUGUCAAAAUUGUUGUGUAUUUGAGGUUUAAAAAGGUUUCUGAAGUUUGUAAUUUCCGCUUUGAAAUUUCAGACUUGAUUUUCCCUUACGAAAAAUAUGUAAACCUCUACAACAAUAUCCAUGUGUAAUUCACAUAAUUAUUUACACUUCUGGUUUCUGCAGGAUUAUUUUCCUGCUGUAGCAAACUGGCUCAAAUUAUGAUCCUACAUCUUUACGUUUUUUGAUAGAUUUUGGUUUGGGACAUAGGUAGCCUAAAACUGAGAACAAACUGAGAUGGCUUGAUACUACUGCAAUAAUGUUUCAUGUUUUUUGUGUUAUAAAAGUUUUGUUUUGGGUUUUGAAUCGAGGCUGAGCCUUGAAUGAUGUAAUCUUGAUUGGAAUCAUUUUGAGAAGAAUAAUGGAUUAACUUCAAUGUAAGGCGCAAAAAUAAAGUUGAACUUUUGAGUUGUUGCCACAUCA
Oncorhynchus kisutch (coho salmon) is the source of this 3299-nucleotide messenger RNA. RefSeq names its product integrin beta-6-like. NCBI's taxonomy places the organism in Eukaryota, Metazoa, Chordata, Actinopteri, Salmoniformes, Salmonidae. Gene Ontology annotation, biological process: cell-matrix adhesion; integrin-mediated signaling pathway; cell adhesion mediated by integrin. The transcript has 15 exons. Gene Ontology annotation, cellular component: cell surface; integrin alphav-beta6 complex; focal adhesion. Gene Ontology annotation, molecular function: integrin binding. Bases 163 to 2523 code for a protein of 786 amino acids. The record is from RefSeq and is a predicted model, not a curated record.